AUGUCCCGACCCGGGGCUGUGCGCGAUGAUCUCUGGAUUGAAGAGGAUGCCAAAGUCAAUGUUGACUAUCUUGCACAUUCCUGGACGUAUGAUGAGAUGUGGGCUACUAGAAAACAUGUUCGCCAGAUAAACCAGCAUAGUCUUGUUAGAUGUCGAUUCGAAAAUGCUCUUUGGAGAGCAUGGCUGGCUUCUACCAGGCAAACCAUUCGCAUGCCAGCGGCGUUUAUCUCCUGGGACAAAGAUAGCGACAUUACCUGGCUCUACGGUCCACUAAAGUCUAGCAGAAGCUCCAGUCCAACACCGAGCGAGGCACCCCAGGCACAAGCUCCUAGAAAGCCUUCUCUGAAGCGAAAACCCAGCAUUUGGGGACUUUCAGAAGAAUCUUCAAUGUCCAACGACUCUACAAAUGGAAAGUCUCUGCUUGGCCGGUUCUGGAGCAUAACCAUCCAUUCAGUCCCUAGUAUAAUCCUCAGCUCACGCGAAAACUGGAACAAGCGAAGAAAAUGCCGCGUCCGAUUUGAAGAAGAGGUACAGCAAUGCCAGUACGCCCGUGACGGAAACACAGUAUCGCAAUACAGCUACAACUACAACUAUCCUUUUUUCUUGGAAGAGGCUCGACUGUACGGAAGCUAUCAGUGCCAGCAGACAAUCGAACCGCUACCGUCAACAUUCCUCACUGGCUACGAAACGCUUCCCCCAGCAGACUCGGGCCAGUAUUAUUCUAUGUCGAAUUUCCUUGAGGAGCUGGAGUAUGUCCUCACUGCCUUUGCUCAUUGGCCUUCUAUACCGCCUAGGCUUACUUGA
This is a messenger RNA of Aspergillus eucalypticola CBS 122712, 804 nucleotides long. RefSeq lists its product as uncharacterized. The transcript is spliced from 3 exons. The coding region runs from base 1 to 804 and encodes 267 amino acids. The record is from RefSeq and is a predicted model, not a curated record. NCBI's taxonomy places the organism in Eukaryota, Fungi, Ascomycota, Eurotiomycetes, Eurotiales, Aspergillaceae.